AUGUCUAGCACCACCGUUCUCACACCGGGAACGAUCACUCGAGAGAAGAACGAAAAUGGCGACCCUCUGUAUCCUGACUACAUGCCAUUCUAUGAUCCUCUCGAGAAGGUAGAAGACAUCGGUUCUUUCGAGCACUUUGAUCCUGGCCAUCGUGCCGAUCCCAAGUUUCCCAAUCUUCUGAAAAAUGCCACCAAGAUUUGGGAGCUUUCGCCGCAUGUGGGAACUGAAAUCCACGGAGUCCAACUCUCUCAACUUGACAGUGCUGGCUUGGAUGAGCUAGCUCUCCUCGCUGCGCAGAGGGGUGCCUUGGUAUUCCGCGAUCAGGAUUUCGUGAAUAUUGGCUUCGAGGCGCAAAAGAAGAUUGUGAGCCAUUUUGGUCCUCUGCAUAUUCAUGGCUGGGCGCCUCAUCCUGCUGCGGGAUCAGAGGAGCAUAUGAUUAUCUAUGACCACAAAGAUGAUCUCCGAGUCCGUCAAUCCUGGGCUGGUCGAAGCCCAGUCCAAUGGCACACAGACCAGAGUCCUGAGCAACAGCCCCCUGGAACCACUUUCAUUGCGAUGCUCGAGUCACCAACCACUGCGGGAGGAGACACGCUCGUGAGCUCUAGUGUGAGAGCAUACAGCAGUCUCUCGCCUCGUUUCCGAAAGCGCCUUGAAGGCCUUGUUGCCGUCCACACCAACAACGAUGGUGUCACUCAAGAAAUGAAGCAUGGCCAGCAAGCUGUUAUGCGGCGCGGCGUCCUCCGAGCUGAACACCCCGUUGUGCUGGUUCAUCCGGUGACGAAGCAGAAGGCUCUUUAUGUCAACCCGGUCUACACGAAGAAAAUCGUCGGAUUUGACCAGGAAGAGUCCGACUGUAUUCUCAAAUUCCUUUUCGACCAUAUCGCCAAGCGACAAGACUUCUCUUGUCGAAUCCGCUAUGAAGCUGGCACAGUUCUUGUAUGGGAUCAGCGAGUCACCAAUCACUCGCAGACACUCGACUACCCCGUUGGAGACCGCAGACAUGGAUUCCGAUUGACUCCUCUCGCGAACAAACCAAUUCCAGCAAAGGUUGAAGAGGAUGAUGGAGAAUGUUCAAAAGAUGAGGCUCGGGUGCAAUUAAGUCUGUGUUGA
Messenger RNA from Penicillium roqueforti, 1110 nucleotides. Its product is annotated as TauD/TfdA dioxygenase family protein. The transcript has 4 exons. Gene Ontology annotation, molecular function: 2-oxoglutarate-dependent dioxygenase activity. The coding region runs from base 1 to 1110 and encodes 369 amino acids. Gene Ontology annotation, cellular component: cytoplasm. Lineage: Eukaryota; Fungi; Ascomycota; Eurotiomycetes; Eurotiales; Aspergillaceae. The record is from RefSeq and is a predicted model, not a curated record.